Molecule: messenger RNA, 502 nt
Organism: Caenorhabditis sp. 36 PRJEB53466
Lineage: Eukaryota; Metazoa; Nematoda; Chromadorea; Rhabditida; Rhabditidae
Source: the annotation of a GenBank genome assembly
AUGAUGUCGUCCGGUCCUAUCGAACCGUCCGAUGUCAUUCUGAACAGCUCGUACCCUAAUCCGAUCGUCGUAAGUGCUAAAACUGUACGAAAUCAAAAUAAUCUGGAAAAUCUUCCAGGUUCCGUUGGAUUUCGUUGAUAAGCAGUCACGGCCCUCACGAGAUGAGUUGAAUAUUGACGAAAGUGGCCUGUACAUGAUGUCACAAGCAUUGGUAAAUCGUAAUUUUUUAAAUUUUUAUCUGAAAAGAAAAUUUUAGGAGAAGUUCAUGAGGCGAAUGAUUCAGGAGGCGACGAAAAACGGAACUCUGGAGCUGAACUACGACACGAUUGCGGAGUUCAUUGCUCAAUCCGAAUUCAGAGCUCUCAAAGGUGAGCACAUUCACAUUCUCUUCAAAACUUGUCGACUCCUCCCAGAUUUCUUCCCGCAACGAAUGGAAUUCGGCGACAUUAUGGAGCAAAUCGGAAGAAAUGCACAGACAACGUCUUCAGCGACGAAGCAAUAA